Molecule: messenger RNA, 2682 nt
Organism: Zerene cesonia (dogface butterfly)
Lineage: Eukaryota; Metazoa; Arthropoda; Insecta; Lepidoptera; Pieridae
Product: zinc finger protein 583-like
Exons: 14
Coding region: 232-2682 (816 amino acids)
Cellular component (GO): nucleus
Molecular function (GO): zinc ion binding
Source: RefSeq, a predicted model, not a curated record
UACUCGUUUAGAUUGCUUCGUACAUGUCUAUGUCUGUCUUUCUUACGUACGUAUAAUAUUCGGAAUAUUGAGCAAAAUAUGAAAGUGAUAAUUACUUUUUUCAUUUAAAUGUGGAUAUGAAAAAGUAAAAAUCUAUUUGUGCUAGUGACAAUCUUGUGUUUACUAGUGAAGUAUUCAUUAAAGACCUUGAUAGAAUAAGGACAAUCGCUGUUGGUUGUACAAUCGCGCAAUAUGGCUGCCGAGAAGAAAGUGCAGAAAUAUAAUUUCGAUAAAAUAUGUCGCGCUUGUUUACAAGUGAAAAAGGAUAUGAGACCAUUAUUUGAACAGCUGACUGCAACGAUGCUGAUGGGGAUAUCAAAAGUGCAGGUUGCUAUUGGGGAUGGUCUUCCUCACCAACUAUGCCUGCAAUGCGUACACCAAAUAUCAAGAUGCCACGCCUUCAAAGAGCUGGUGGAAAGAAAUGAUGGUGUACUGCGUGAACAGAAGAUCAAGGAUGAUGAGGAACUGCAAAAGAAUGAGGCAGAGAAAUCCCUAACGAUAACCUGUUCAGAAUCGGCGCCAUACAUCCAGUUCAUUGAAGUCCCAACUCUGAAUAGCAAUCAGAUACUGGAGGGAUUCUUUUCGGACACGUCAGAUCAAAAUACUGCUAAUGUUACCCAAGAGAUACUGCCUAAAGAAGACUUCGAUAUUGAUAAGCUUCAACCGCCGGCUCCAGCACCAGCCGAAGUAAAAGAGGACAAAGGCUUCAACUCGGAUGAAGAGAACUACCUUCAAAUGGUUGUCUUCCAAACCACAUGUGCUGUGGGGCCAGGACGACAUGUCUGCAAUCUUUGCCAUAAGGAGUUCAAGCAUGCUCGAUGGUGGAAGCAGCAUAUGCGAUCUCAUACUAACUGGAUUAAAGCGAACUGCAAGAAGCCCCCGAGUUGUCCGAUUUGUGAGAGGACUUUUAAAGGCCCAGGUAUGUUAAAGAUGCACAUGCGCACCCAUGAGCAGAGACCUCCCAAACAGCCCACUUGUUCCGUCUGCCAACGCACUUUCUCCACCAAAACCCUCCUCUACAGACACAGACAGACACACUUCGAGCAGAAAACGCACCAGUGUACUGUGUGUGAGAAACGGUUCUUUAGUGGUUACGCGUUAAGGUCGCAUAUGGCGCGGCAUAGGGGGGAGAGGCCGUACAUAUGUGCUGUGUGCUCUAAGACGUUCUAUAAUCCGACGGAUUUGAAGGUCCAUUUCCGCCUACACACGGGUGAGAAACCGUUAAAAUGCUCCGAGUGUAACAAAGCCUUUCGAAGACAUUCGACGUUAUGCCAGCAUAUGAAAAAGCAUAAAGGGAUUCGGAACCACGUCUGCAAUAUUUGCAAUAAGGCUUUCUAUGAAGUGUCGAAGUUAAACGCUCACAUGCGAGUGCAUACAGGCGAACGCCCGUUCGAGUGUCAGUUCUGCGAGCGUCGGUUCGCGCAGCAAUCGGCGCUGAUCUACCACCGGCGCACGCACACCGGCGAGAAGCCGUACAGCUGCAAGCUGUGCUCCGCCAAGUUCACCACCUCCUCGGCGAGGAAUAACCACCUGAUGACGCAUACGGGCUUGAAGAAAUUCGUUUGCCCCGUCUGCCUGAAGGGCUGCACGUCGCGCACGGAGCUGCGCGUGCACUCCAGCAAGCACACGGGCGAGAAGCUGUUCGGCUGCGGGGUCUGCUCGCAGCGGUUCAGCUCGGCGUCCUACCUCGCGGUGCACAAGCGGUACCACACCGCCGAGAAGAAGUACCAGUGCGGCGUUUGCGGGAAAGCAUACAUGGAGUCCAGCUCCUACAAAAAGCACCUAAAAACGCACGAAACCGACAAACAAGACGCCGAAAGUUCCACAGACAGCACACCGCUCGAAAAGAAAGAUGAAGAAGAUGCAAAAACGCAAGAACAGGAGCAGACUCAAGAAGUGACAGUUACAGAGAACGGACAGAAACGCUACAAGUGCGGGCUCUGCGUUAAGAGCUAUAUGUACCUACAUAGCUUGAGGAAACACAUGCUCAGUCACGUGCAGAUGUGUGUGUUCAAUCCGGAUGGCUCGGAGAAACUGUACGCAUUUAGGAAUCAACAACAACAAAUCGUUCAAGACCAACAACAACAGCAGCAGCAGCAACAACAACAGCAACAACAACAACAGCAACAGCAGCAGCAGCAACAACAACAACAGCAGCAGCAGCAGCAACAUCAGCACCACCAAUUGCAGCAAGUACAGCUGCAGCCGCAGCAGCAAGUGCAACAGUUGCAACAACAAGUCGUGCAAGUGGGCAGUGUGCAACAGCUUGCCGUUCCUAUACAUCAACACGUUCAGAAUGUCCAACAACAGUACCCUGUGAUAUCAUCAGUACAAUCCCUUCAGUUACAACAGACGCAUCAGCACAUCAACUCCCAGCCCCAACAACUUCAAGUGCAGACAAUACAAAUACAUCCACAGCAACAGCCUAUUCAGAUUCAUGCUGUUGGUGUGCAGCAGGUGCAACAAGAACAAUUACAUGUUGCUACUUCUACUUGCCAGACAAUGUUACCCAAUAUUUUACAGCUCCAACCAGCGACAGUGGUUUCUGGCUUGAGCCAACAAGACUUGGGAGGUGUAGCUCAUAGAAUUAUACUCCAGCAACCUACAGGAACCCAUCCAGCUGUUUAUACCAUACAUCACUAA